CCCCCCCUCUCGUUUAUAAGGCAGAACACGUGAAGUUAGAGCAGUUCGGUUUUCCUCUGUCCGUGGAUUAGUACGAGCAGAGUGUUAUGCUGUUUCUCCCGUUUGGCACGGUUCCCCGGAGAUAAGAGAACUCUGGCUGGAGGCCCUCUGAGGACAGAGCCAAGGCCACACAGAAGCAAAAUUCAUCCCUGGACAGUCAGCCCCAAAUCUAAUGAAGUUGAGAAGCAGCUGCAAUGCUUCAAAAACACUAAAUGCCAAUAACAUGGAGACAUUGAUUGAAUGUCAGUCAGAGAACAAUAUCAAGGAACAUCCUCUGUUGGCAUCGUGUGAGAGUGAAGAUAAUAUUUGCCAGCUAAUUGAAAUUAAGAAGAGAAAGAAGGUGCUGUCCUGGCCCUUUCUCAUGAGAAGGCUUUCUGCUCUGUCAGAUUUUUCUGGGGCUUCAGAACCUGAAUUGAAAACAUCACUGUUUGAUCAGCCGUUGUCAGUCAUCUGUGGGGAGGACGACACACUCCCCAGACCCAUUCAGGAUAUUCUCACUAUUCUGUGCCUUAAAGGACCUUUCACGGAAGGGAUCUUCAGGAAAGCAGCCAAUGAGAAAGCCCGAAAAGAGCUAAAGGAGGAGCUCAACUCGGGAGGCAUGGUGGAUCUGAAAAGUCUCCCUGUGCAUCUUCUGGCGGUGGUCUUUAAGGACUUCCUCAGAAGUAUCCCCCAGAAGCUGCUUUCAUGUGACUUGUUUGAAGAGUGGAUGGAUGCACUGGAGAGGCAGAAUGAGGAGGACAAAAUUGAGGCCCUCAAAGAGGUUGCAGAUAAGCUCCCCAGGCCCAACUUCCUGCUGCUCAAGCACCUGAUCUCCGUGCUCUACCUGAUCAGCAAGAACUCCGAGGUCAAUAAGAUGGACGCCAGCAAUCUGGCCAUCUGCGUCGGACCCAACAUGCUGACCCGAGAGAACGACCAACACCUGUCUUUCGAAGCCCAGAAAGACUUGAACAAUAAGGUUAAGACAUUGGUGGAAUUCCUCAUCGAUAAUUGCUUGGAAAUAUUUGGGGAGAACAUUCCAGCACAUUCCAGUACUGCUUCUGAUGACUCCUUGGAACACACUGACAGUUCAGACGCGUCAACGCUACAGAAUGACUCAGCCUAUGACAGCAAUGAUCCUGAGGCAGAAUCCAGCGGUGCCAUCAGCUCCCCAAACAGGCAGGUGCUCUUGGAGGCAGCUGCCGACUGGGAGCCCAGAAGCCCACAGCUCGCUUGGGAGUUGAGCCCGGAGCCCGUUGUCAGCACUGUAGCCAGGCUGAAAAACUCCCUCAGGGAACCAGACAGAAGCUACUCAGAGCCCAACAUGUCAUCCUCCCAGGAGAGCCUUGAGAGCCAGAAAACUCACCAAAAACUAACACAAAGUGAGGACGACUUCACCAUGGCCCAGGCAGGGGCUUGUUUGGAAGGUGAGGAAACUGAAGACCCAUUUCCAGAGGAGGUGUUUCCUGCCCCUGAAGGCAAAACCCAGAGGCCACAGGACCUGAAGGUGAAGAACUCGACUCAGGGUUUGGGGUUAAUGUGGGGACUGGCACCCAAAGCUGCCUCCAGUGGCUCUCUGGAUGCUUCCUCUGACAGCUCCCCCGUGGCUUCUCCUUCCGGUCCCAAAAGAAAUUUCUUCACCAGACAUCAGUCUUUCACAAAGACAGAGAAAAUUAAGCCCAACAGAGAGAUUAAAAAACAUUCCAUGUCAUUCUCCUUUGCCUCUCACAAAAGAGUGCUGACCAAAACUUCCAGCUGUGUGUCUAUGAAAUCCAAAGGCUUUACAAGAGACCAAGUAAAGAAAGGCUUUAAAAAAGAAAGCCAGCUUGCUGGGCGAAUCAUCCAGGAGAACUUUUCUGAAAUUCAGGGCCAAACAGCUCUAGACUUUAGCUCCAGAUCCUAUGCCCUCUCAGUAGAGGAUGUGUUCCAGCAAGUGGACCAGAGAAGCCCUGGGAGUCCGCCAUCUUAUGAAGAGGCCAUUCGGUGCCAGGCAUUGGACCUCUUGGACUACAGGGGCCAAACAGUUGGCAGCAUGAGGGCCAGAAUGCUCAGCCAGGACACUCAACUACCACCUCUCCUACCUUUGUAUCACAAAGGGAACUCAAGAGAUAUAUGCAGUCAAGAGCCACUUGACAGGCACAGACUAUCUCCCAGGACUGAGAGUUGGAAGCACAGCAGGACUAUCCACGCUUCUAUUGAAACGAUAGGACAAGUGACUGUCACAGGGAGACCGGAGCCGCACCAUCUGAGACCUAUGUCUGAGUCAAAACAGAAGACUGAGCUGGACCACCUAGUAUGGCGAUGUAACCAGCCGGCCUUUGAAGCUGACCAGCUCCAGUAUGCAAAAGAAUCCUACAUUUAGGAAGACCAAGCAGACACCAUGGCUUGUGGUAUCUUUGUAAAUGCAUGACUGUAUGAAGAACUGCUUUAGACUCUGUGUCCAAGAAAGUCAAGAAUAAGCUCCUUUAGAGAAGUAGUGUAAGCCCUCCUCAGUGGGGCUAGCUAUGUAGUGUCUGUGUGUGCCUGAAUUUGUGCAAAAUGUAGCAAGUGUAUAAAAUGUGUAUAAAAGUGUAUAGAAAGUAUAUAAAAUUCUUCAGUGAAGACAAGGUGUUAGGUGCAAAGAUGUCUACAUGAGUGUGUGUAUAUUUGUUUGUGAACUUGUAGUCAAUGGCACUGCUGUUCCCUGCCUCCUGGGGCACUUUUCUAUUAGUGUUCAAAAAUAAUUUUUCUUCUAUUUUCAUGUUGCCUUAAAUGUCAUGCCAUUUUUCGUAUUUUCCACAAACCCCAUUUAGGGGAAAAUGUUUAAAUCUCUAUUAGAAGUUUACUCCUGUAAGCAGCUUUGGGAUAUUACUCACAUGGUAAGAAAAAGGAGCAGACUGCAAGGAAUAGACUUCGGUGUUUGGAGUUAUCAAAGGCACUACAAACUCCAGUAAAUGAAAAAUAUAUUUGUUAAAAUUUAUGAAAAAUACUUAAAUUGUCCUUUCAACCAUCUUUUUCAAUUUGGAUAGAUGAGUAAAAAUGCAAUACCUCAAUAUUAACUGAUUUAUAGCACUUUGAGUUUCUUGGUGGCUUAGUAAUGUCUUCUCCAACAGUGUGCAGGAAAUUACUUUAUUUGAUUGGGGACCAUAUAUAGAAUUUCAGUGUAAUCUCACUACAAUAAAUUGUCUUCCUUGUUUCAAAGUAAAAA
Molecule: messenger RNA, 3202 nt
Organism: Mustela lutreola (European mink)
Lineage: Eukaryota; Metazoa; Chordata; Mammalia; Carnivora; Mustelidae
Gene: TAGAP
Product: T cell activation RhoGTPase activating protein
Exons: 10
Coding region: 212-2377 (721 amino acids)
Biological process (GO): regulation of Rho protein signal transduction; signal transduction
Molecular function (GO): GTPase activator activity
Source: RefSeq, a predicted model, not a curated record